AUGGCGAUUAAGUUAGUAAUUGGACGAAGCACUCUGAAUGUCAUUAGCGCUUACGCGUCGCAAGUGGGCUUGGACGAUGAGGUUAAAGGGCGAUUUUGGGAGGAGUUGGAUGAGGUGGUGCGGGGUACUCCGCCUACAGAGAAGUUAUUUAUAGGAGGGGAUUUCAAUGGGCAUAUUGGAUCGUCUGCUAGUGACUAUGGUGAGGUACACGACGGCUUCGGCUGUGGGGUUAGGAACGGAGGAGGCACUUCACUGUUGGAUUUCGCUAGAGCUUUUGAGUUGGUGAUCGUGAACUCUAUUUUUCCGAAGAAGGAGGAGCAUUUGAUUACUUUCCGGAGUAUGGUGGCUAAAACUCAGAUUGAUUAUCUUCUCCUCAGGAGGUGUGAUAAGGGGCUGUGCGAGGAUUAUAAAGUGAUCCCGAGUGAGAACCUCGCGACACAACAUAGACUCUUGGUGAUGGACAUCAGUAUCUUGAUAAAGAGGAAGAAGAGGUUUGUACGGGGCCAGCGAAGGAUCAGGCAGGGAGUCUUGACUAAGGAUACUGCGCUGGAGUUGGAGGGGAAGUUGGCGACAAUGGGAGCCUAG
Molecule: messenger RNA, 585 nt
Organism: Nicotiana tabacum (common tobacco)
Lineage: Eukaryota; Viridiplantae; Streptophyta; Magnoliopsida; Solanales; Solanaceae
Source: RefSeq, a predicted model, not a curated record